Molecule: messenger RNA, 946 nt
Organism: Brassica oleracea var. oleracea
Lineage: Eukaryota; Viridiplantae; Streptophyta; Magnoliopsida; Brassicales; Brassicaceae
Exons: 2
Coding region: 215-946 (243 amino acids)
Molecular function (GO): DNA binding
Source: RefSeq, a predicted model, not a curated record
CUUAGAUAUAGCUAUUGUCGUAUUGAUGCCACAAUAUUUACUUUCCUUUAUUCUUGAAAAACGAAAGGUCUCUCAACCUAAUCCCUUAAAUUUCGAUUUUGGAUCUUAAACUGGAAAUCUGGCAAGUUUAAAUCAAAAUCUUCUUCUCGUUCCCAAUCUCUCAACUUGUCUUCCUCCUCGUUCUCCACCGUCUGUGUCGUCGAGAAUCUCAGAGAUGGAUUCUUCUUCCUUUCCACAUGGAGCAGAAGAUAAUCGUGAUGGUGUUGAUGAAAACGUGGAUGAACGUGAAGAAGAUGAACUUGAUGCUCCUGCUUCAGGUUCCAGAAACAAAAGAAAAGGCAAGCAGAGAACUAACGUAGCAAAACGAUGCAAGGCACAGACGACUUUGGUGAGAUCAAAAGUGUGGGAACACUACACAAGAACAGUGGAGAAUAAUGACAAAUGCAAAUGUCAUUAUUGUGGAAGAAUAAUGAGUUGUGCUACUACCUCUGGAACAUCUAAUCUGCUAAAACAUCUUGAAACAUGUAAGCAGCACAUCGCAUGGAAACAAAGCAGAGCUCCAACCGAAGAUCAAACCCAAGGUGUUCUCGAUGUAGAAGGUGGUGAGUUAAAGGUUGCUAAGAUAUCCAUAGACGUUUUUAAGGAAGCGUGUAAUGAGAUGCUGGUACUGGGAGAGCUACCUCUUGCUUUCAUCGAGGGUUUAGCGUUUAAACAUUUCUGCGACCGGCUCAAAAUUUACACCCCUCACUCUAGGCGAACAGCUACACGAGAGAUAGUUGAAAUGUUUGUGGAAAAGAAAGCAAGAAUGAGGAAAUUGCUUAAUGCUAAUAAGCAGAGGGUCUCUCUCACGACUGACAUAUGGAAGGCUCCAACAACAUCAUCUAGCUACAUUUUUUUUUUUGUUCAGAGUUUGGAAGCACAAGUUUCUUUGAAGAUUGAUCGUUGA